AUGAAACGGGACGUGCGCAUCCUGUUGCUGGGAGAGGCCCAGGUGGGGAAGACGUCCCUGAUCUUGUCGCUGGUGGGCGAGGAAUUUCCCGAGGAGGUCCCUCCCCGCGCGGAAGAAAUCACGAUUCCUGCAGAUGUCACCCCCGAGAAAGUGCCCACUCACAUCGUGGACUACUCAGAAGCAGAGCAGACGGCGGAGGAACUCCAGGAUGAGAUCCACAAGGCAAACGUGGUGUGUGUGGUAUAUGAUGUCACUGAGGAGACCACCAUUGAGAAGAUCAGAACCAAGUGGAUCCCGCUGGUGAAUGGGAGGUCCAACCGGGAACCCAGGGUCCCCAUCAUUCUGGUGGGCAACAAGUCAGAUCUGCGGCCAGGGGGCUCCAUGGAGGCUGUGCUGCCCAUCAUGACUCAGUUUCCUGAGAUUGAAACUUGCGUGGAGUGCUCGGCCAAGAAUCUCAGGAACAUCUCGGAGCUGUUCUACUACGCCCAGAAGGCCGUGCUGCACCCUACAGCCCCACUCUACGACCCCUUAGCCAAGCAGUUGCGGCCUGCAUGCGUCCAGGCUCUCACACGGAUCUUCCGACUGUCGGACCGGGACCUAGACCAGACCCUCAGUGAUGAGGAGCUCAAUGCCUUCCAGAAGUCCUGCUUCGGGCACCCCCUGGCCCCACAGGCCCUGGAGGAUGUAAAGAUGGUGGUGAGCAAGAACGUGGCAGGCGGCGUGCAGGACAACCGGCUGACGUUAGAUGGCUUCCUGUUCUUGAACACACUGUUCAUCCAGCGUGGUCGCCACGAGACAACCUGGGCCAUCCUUCGGCGCUUUGGCUACGGUGACACACUGGAACUCACAGACGACUAUCUCUUCCCCCCGCUCCUGGUGCCUCCAGGCUGCACUGCUGAGCUCAAUCACUUGGGCUACCAGUUCCUGCAGAGGGUGUUUGAGAAGCAUGACCAGGACCACGAUGGUGUGCUGUCGUCCUCGGAGCUCCAGAGCCUCUUUAGUGUGUUUCCAGCGGCCCCCUGGGGCCCUGAGCUGUCUCAUGUGGUGUGCACUGCACCUGGUGGCCGGCUCCCUCUGCGUGGCUUCCUCUGCCGCUGGACCCUGGAGACCUACCUGGAUGUCCGGUGCUGCCUUAGCCACCUCGGCUACCUGGGCUAUCCCGUUCUUUCUGAGCAGGCCUCCCAGGUCCACGCUAUCACAGUCACCCGUGAGAAGAGGCUGGACCAAGAGAAGGGGCAGACACAGAGACACGUUCUUCUGGGCGAGGUGGUGGGGGCGCAUGGAGUGGGCAAAUCUGCCUUCCUGCGAGCCUUCCUCGGCUGGAGCCUGGGGCACCAGGAGUCCCCUGCGGAGCCGUGUGAGCACGCCAUCAACACAGUGCACGUGAACGGGCAGGAGAAAUACCUGAUACUGCGUGAGGUGAGCGCAGACAGCCUGCUGGACGCCCCUGUGGACACCACCUGCGACGUGGCCUGUCUCCUGUUCAACAGCAGUGACCCCACGUCUUUCGAGUUCUGCGCCAGGGUCUACAAGCACCGUUACCUGGAUGGGCAGACCCCCUGCCUCUUUGUCUCCUCCAAGGCCGACCUGCCUGAGGGCAUGGUGCUCCCUGACACGUCCCCAGCCGAGUUCUGCCGUAGACACCGGCUGCCUGCCCCCACUCCGUUCUCCUGUGCUGGCUCAGCUGUACCCAACGCUGCCAUCUUCAGCCGGCUGGCCACCAUGGCCACUUUCCCGCACCUGGUCCACGUGGAGCUUCAUAAUACCUCCUGGCUCCGGAUGCUGUUGAGGGCUGCGGGGGCUGCCCUGGUGGCUGUCCUCAGCCUGUCCCUGUACAGGGCCCUGGUGAGGAGCCGAUGA
Chrysochloris asiatica (Cape golden mole) is the source of this 1860-nucleotide messenger RNA. It is a transcript of the gene RHOT2, whose product is annotated as ras homolog family member T2. Gene Ontology annotation, cellular component: mitochondrial outer membrane. The coding region runs from base 1 to 1860 and encodes 619 amino acids. Gene Ontology annotation, biological process: mitochondrion transport along microtubule; mitochondrion organization; regulation of mitochondrion organization. The record is from RefSeq and is a predicted model, not a curated record. The transcript is spliced from 19 exons. NCBI's taxonomy places the organism in Eukaryota, Metazoa, Chordata, Mammalia, Afrosoricida, Chrysochloridae. Gene Ontology annotation, molecular function: calcium ion binding; GTP binding; GTPase activity.